GCGUACGCAGCCGCUGGUGGCAGCAAUGGCGGCCGCCGUGGACCCGGAGGUGGAGGACCCGCUGUGGAGCUUUGUGCGGGUUCUGGAGAAGCGGGACGGGACGGUGCUUCGACUGCAGCAGUACGGCUCGGGAGGCGUAGGUUGCGUUGUGUGGGAUGCCGCCAUCGUCCUUUCCAAAUACCUGGAGACGCCGGGGUUCUCUGGCGACGGGGCCCACGCGCUGAGUCGCCGCUCGGUGCUGGAGCUGGGCUCGGGCACCGGGGCCGUGGGGCUCAUGGCCGCGACCCUCGGGGCAGAUGUUGUAGUCACUGAUCUUGAGGAGCUGCAGGACCUGCUGAAAAUGAAUAUUAAUAUGAACAAGCAUCUGGUGACCGGCUCUGUUCAAGCCAAGGUACUGAAAUGGGGGGAAGAACUAGAAGACGUGACUUCGCCGGAUUACAUAUUGAUGGCUGACUGCAUAUACUAUGAAGAGUCCUUGGAACCAUUGCUGAAAACAUUAAAAGAUCUCAGUGGAUCUGAAACUUGUAUCAUAUGUUGUUAUGAACAACGUACAAUGGGGAAAAAUCCAGAAAUUGAGAAAAAAUACUUUGAGCUCCUUCAACUAGACUUUGACUUUGAGGAAGUUCCUUUGGACAAACACGAUGAGGAAUACCGAAGUGAAGACAUUCAUAUUAUAUACAUCAAAAAGAAGCAACCGAAACUGCCAUCAUGAAACCCUUUUCCGUCUUAGCCCCGCCCCUGACACCCUGGGUGAGGCCCAGAUGUGAAUGGAGCAUGUGCGUACAGCAUGGAAGAUUGCACUACAGUUUCUCCAGCAUGUCCUUGGAUGACGACCACCGCGGACUGCCCCAGUGUGAAACGCCUGCCUGCCCUGGGCUGAAAUCUAGCUAGGUUACUUAGCUCAGCACCGGGUCUGCUUAAAAGAAACAGUGGGAUGGAUCACUCAAAUAAAAAUACAUUUCAGGUUAGCCUCAAGCAUGGUUGAUUCGGCACGUUUUCAAGAAACUAGAGAUAAGUCGCUCCAGUUCCUAAUACCUGCUACUCUAUAGCAGUGUUCUGAGGACUGGUCAUGGUGGCCCACGCCUUUAAUCCUAGCACUGGGGAGGCAGAGGCAGGCACUCUGAAUUACAGACCAGCCUGGUACACAGAGCCAGUUCCAGGAAUAAUGAGACCCUGUCUCAAGAAAGAAAGAAACUAGAGAUAAGUCAACUCAAUUAGUAAUCAUAAUUGUAAUUGUCUCUUACUGUAUAAUGCUUAACUUAGAAGCAGUAAAUUUCAAUUUGUGUUUGAAGUAAAUCCCAAAGACAGUCAGUCACACUUUACAUAGUUGUGUAGUAAUGAUUCUUUUUCUUCUGUCUUUAAUACUUACAUGUUCUUUUAAAAGAAACUGCAAAUAUUAUUUUGCUUCUUUACUGGCUAGUGUUUUCUUUUCCUCCAUCACAGGUAGGUGAGUGAUUUUGAGAGUUAAGGGCACUGUGGUGAGUCUAAGACAGAUGCUGUCUCUGAAGGAAGGCAUGAGCAGAGAGCCAGUGCAGGCUUCCGUGCUCACAUGGUUCAGCAGUCUCUCGUAUAUACCGUCCAAGAAAAUCUGAUUUGAAAAUACCAGUAUUAAGACAUCAUGUUUAUAUGAAACUGAUUUUUUUUGAGUAACUAAAACUUAGUUCAGUGUACAUUUAUCAAAUGCUUUUUGCUGGUUGUCUCAUUUUUGUUCCAAUCUGCUCACAUAGACUAAUCUGUCAAUGACUUGAACAACACUACCAGUUCCAAAAAGUAGUAACCAGAUGGAAUUCUGGAAUUUUCAGUCAUUGGUGCUAGAUGGCACAUUUCAUGUGUUGGAAUAAACAUCAUGUUU
Molecule: messenger RNA, 1852 nt
Organism: Microtus oregoni (creeping vole)
Lineage: Eukaryota; Metazoa; Chordata; Mammalia; Rodentia; Cricetidae
Gene: Vcpkmt
Product: valosin containing protein lysine methyltransferase
Exons: 6
Coding region: 26-712 (228 amino acids)
Biological process (GO): peptidyl-lysine methylation
Cellular component (GO): cytosol; cytoplasm
Molecular function (GO): protein-lysine N-methyltransferase activity
Source: RefSeq, a predicted model, not a curated record